CCCCACCAACACAAUGACAGCCGUGCGGAUAUCCUACGACGCGCUGCUCACCAACCCGAGCAGCGUGCACGAGUCCAUCAGCGCGGCGUUCGGCUCGGCAAAAGGCUCCCUGGGAGCAAUCUUCAUCACCGACCUGCCCGACACCUUCCCAGCCCAGCGUGCGCGCCUCUUCCACCUCGCCCACGUACUCGGAAACCUGCCACCCAGCGUCCGCGAGUCCCUCUCCCGUCCGCACACGGCAUACUCCUUCGGCUGGAGCCACGGUAAAGAAGUGAUGAACGGCAAGGCGGACACCCAAAAGGGGAGCUACUAUGCCAAUCCGCUCCUCGACUAUCCCGACGUCAGCGACGCACAAAGAGAAGCUCACCCGGAGUAUUACGCUGGGAAUGUUUGGCCUGAUGGCGUGGCCGGGCUGGAGGAGUUCGAGAGCGCGUUCAAGGAGCUUGGGGCGUUCGUGGCGAGUGUCGGCGUUGCGCUGGCCCGCGCGUGCGAGGAGUUUGUCGCAGUCCCCGACCGCUCCAUCGCGCAGAUCAUCACCGACUCAAAAGCCAACAAGGCCCGCCUGCUGCACUACUACCCCUCCGCGGCGUCGAGCCACGCCGACAGCCUGUGCGGGACGCACCUCGACCAUUCUUUGCUGACGGGGCUCUGCUCGGCAAUGUAUCUGAACGCAGCGGGCGACCCCGUGCCGCCGCCGUCGCCAGACGCAGGGCUGUACAUCUUCCCCCGCGGCGGCGGGGACGCGGUGCAGGUCAAGAUCCCAGCAGACUGCCUCGCGUUCCAGAUGGGCGAGGCGCUCGAGCUGCUGACGGGCGGUAAGCUUGCCGCGACGCCGCACUUUGUUAGCGGUGGUUCUGGCGCCGAGGACGUGUCCCGUGAGAACUUUGCCUUCUUCCUCCAACCCGACGUCGACGAUGUCAUCGGUCCCGACGGCGAGACGUUUGGCCAGUUCACCAAGCGCGUCCUCCAGCGCCACUACUCGGACCUCGGCAAGUAGCCCAGCCCAAC
Vanrija pseudolonga is the source of this 1008-nucleotide messenger RNA. RefSeq lists its product as uncharacterized. The transcript is spliced from 4 exons. NCBI's taxonomy places the organism in Eukaryota, Fungi, Basidiomycota, Tremellomycetes, Trichosporonales, Trichosporonaceae. The record is from RefSeq and is a predicted model, not a curated record. Bases 14 to 997 code for a protein of 327 amino acids.